UGGAGCGUGGUGCACCUUACAGCCGAUAUAGUGGUGAUCGCGGUGAAAAAGCGACCUUUACAAAUGUUUUAGCAACAAAUUAUUUUUCUCCAUAUUAUUUUUUUCAGUAAUUUAAGGCCUCAUCUGGGAACGAUUGAUAGCAUUAACUGGCCGAGUGCAAUAUGUCCGUUGGUUAAAGUCAUCUUGUGAAGACCUUCAGACAGACCAGCAACGGAUCCGGAUUUCUGUUGUCGCUGUUCAAGAUCGUCACGAAACGUAACGGGAUGAAAACCAAAUGUUUCCAUCAGCUGAUCCGAAGAUCUUCAGUGAAAUGGGAUGCGCUGUGUCAUGUAGUUUCAGCGCUGUUUACAAUAAGGUAGCUUGCUUAUUCACUUUCCCACAUUUGCUGUGGAAAAGGCGCCAAGUCCGCGAGAAAUGAACGCGGGUGUUGCACGAGCUCAUUAUCUGAUCACCUGUGAGGAGCAUUUGCCUCAGACACCGUUUCCGGACACAAGAAGAAGAAGAAGAGACUUCAGAUAUUUGCCAAUCGCGUAGCUCCUUCAGUUUUAAUAUACUCACUGUCGCCGCGAAUUGCUGCUGAUGGGAUUCUGGGUCACGGACUGACCCACUGACUGAGAAUUAAUUCCAGGAUUUUUACGAAACCGUCCACUCAGACAUAAAUCGGGCAUCGAUCGAGUGCACGAUGUAAUAUUUUUUUAGCUGACGAUGACUUUUUGUUUUGGAAUAUGCUGUACGAAGAGAUGUGGGAUGGAUGAUGAAGAAUCUGUUUAUUGCUUCAUUUUUCAGUAGUCAGGAGUAGCGCACGGACAGGGCCGGCGCAUUAGUGAGCUCAGAGCUGUGAAGUUACAUAUAUCUAGCUGAGAAGGUCCUAUGUUACCUCAGUCCACAAUAUUGAUAGUUUGCUUUCCAGGACUGUUCAGCCAUAAUGUGUAACGACUUCGUCUGCUCCUCUUGAAGAGGGGAAGAAAAAAAAAAAAAACUUGCUCCGUUUGUAUGACAGUGACACCCGGUUUUUUCCUUCCCGAAAUGGAGACGGUUGGUGAUUUUGAGUAUAAUAAAAAAGACCUGGUGGGACAUGGAGCGUACGCUGUUGUGUUCAAGGGACGUCACAAGAAGAAAACCAGUUGGGAAGUGGCCAUAAAAAGCAUCUGCAAGAAGAAUCUGUCCAAAUCUCAUUUCCUCUUAGGGAAGGAGAUCAAAAUACUGAAGGAACUUUACCAUGAAAACAUUGUGGCUCUCUAUGACUUUCGAGAAACGUCCUCGUCUGUGUUCUUGGUGAUGGAGUACUGCAAUGGAGGUGACUUGGCAGACUACUUGCAAGCUAAUGGACCCUUGAGGGAGGAUGUAUUGCGGGGGCUUCUGAAGCAGAUUGCUGCUGCCAUGCAGGUGCUGCACAGCAAGGGCAUUGUCCACCGUGACAUCAAGCCUCAGAAUAUCCUGCUGUCUCACAAGAUCAGCAGGAGGUCCAGCCCUGGAGGAAUUUGCGUCAAAAUAGGUGACUUUGGGUUUGCACGACACCUUCAAAGUAACAUGAUGGCAGCCACGCUCUGCGGAUCCCCGAUGUAUAUGGCUCCAGAGGUAAUUAUGUCCCAGAGCUAUGGUGCCAAAGCAGAUUUGUGGAGUAUUGGGGCUGUGGUGUACCAGUGCCUAGUGGGCAAGCCACCCUUUCAGGCCAGCAGCCCCCAGGAACUGAGGCUCUUUUAUGAGAAGAGCAGGAUCUUGGUGCCAGACAUACCACCUGGCACAUCGGCACAUUUGACCGACCUACUGCUAGGCCUGCUGCGGAAGGAUCAGAAAUACCGUAUGGAUUUUGAUGCAUUCUUCAGCCAUCCCUUUCUGAUAUCAGCAGCAGUUGUCAGAAAAUGCUCCCCAUUGCCCAUGGCUAGCUGCACUGGGUUUGCCCUGGGCUGGUCUCCCUCGUGCCGCAACAGCUCCACAAAGUCUGUGGUGGAACCACUUAUUCUUCUGGAGCUGGCAGAGGAACCGGAUUCAACUACAACCAAACAGACCCAGAUGAUCAUGGAGUCAGGAGCCUUGAACAGAGAUGUUUCUGUGGUGUCUACCCUGUCCAGUAACAGUAGAUAUGUUCUUCCAGUGGGAUCAAUCAGCCAAAGAACAUCCAACGAUUCCUGUCUACUGAAAGCAGCUGGCCAAGGAUCAUCCAGCACAUUUCACCCUAGAGUGACUGGCCAGAUGCCCUUCAGCAAGUGUCGGCCAACAAGACUGAAUUGUCAUCAGUCCAGUGAAUGCUUCCUGAUUGGAAGGACCAGUACCCUUCGGCGAUCCAGCACCAGUCCCGUGGCCUUCCCAAGGGUAUGUUUGGGGUCGUCAUGCUCCACAGAUGUGGUUCGGCCUGUCAGUCUUCACCAAUGCACAGAUCCCUGUCGACCAUACUCUCCCUUGCUUCAUGGCCCCCAAUCCCAGGUGCAUAGGGCUUUUUCCCAGACUGAAUGUCUGACCAGGCGAAAGCUCUUCAAACAGUUCUCAGACCCCUUGCACACAACCGGUUCAGUGGGACAGUGCGGAUGCCCCUUUGGAAAGAAUUCUCGCCCCAGCAGCUUGGGUGCCUCCCCUCAGUUCUUUGAUUGGCUGCUGAAAACCCCUUUACCCACCAUCAUUGACUCUCCAACCAAGAACUUGGAUCCAUUGGAGGUCCACAAGUACCCUGCAUCUUGCUGCCAACUUGGCCCACCUCCCAGGAGUCGUAGUGUCUUUUGCCAUCAGGGGCAUGUACCAGUCCUCCGUGCCCGCUAUCCUAGUCGUGGGGCCACCAGGAGCUAUUUUGGCAGAUCUGUCAGUGCUGGGCGACUCUCGGAAGGAUCUAUAAUACCAGGCUUACAGAGACGGACCCUACACUGCAGCACUGACUGUAUCAAUGCAGAGAAGCUGUGGAACACAGCAACCAGAAGGGGUAUGGUUGGCCAGAGGGGCUCUACAACCCUUCCACAGGGUGUCGCCAUCAGUAGCCCCACACCCAGCCUGGAGAAUCUCAUUGCCUUCACAGCUCCUGAACUGCCUGAGGAGACUCUCAUGGAGCAGGAACAUGCCGAUAUUCUGGCUCACCUGCGCACAAUGCUUUCAUUCACUGAUGCUGUAAUGGAGAUGGCUACAUUGCGGGUGAGCAGCACAGAGUUCUACAGUCCCCAGGACAGCAUGGUCGUCCACCAGGUUGGGCAGCUCAGCCAACAGUGGGGACAGGUGGAGCAACUGAUCCUGUACAUGAAGGUAGCUCAGCUCCAGGAGUCUGCACUGCACCUGGCCAAGGCUCAGAUUAAGUCAGCAAAGCUACACCCUUCUACUGCAGUCAAACAGGUGGUGAAGACACUGAACAACAACUACAAGGCAAGUGUUGCCUCCUGUCGCCAUCUUACAGAGUGCCUCCACCGCUUCUUCUCUGACAAACAGCGCUUUGCAGACCAGGUCAGCAUUGUGACUGCGGAGAAGCUCAUCUAUGAAUAUGCAGUGGAAAUGGUAAAAUCCACUGCAUUGGAUGAGAUGUUCCAUCAGGGGAAGGACGUUGGCAGCCGAUACAACAAAGCCUCUGUGCUUCUGGAGGGCUUGUCCAAAAUCCUCCCAGACCCCACAGAUGUUGAAAAUCUCAGCAAGUUUAAAGCCAGUGUGGAUCAGCGAAUUGCUUCACUUACCUAGUGCUAUGUGGGGCUAUUUUGAAGGACAGCCACAUGAAAUGAUGACCUACACCCUCAUGGGUGGGACAACUUAUUCCCUGGAUUAUGAAACCUUGGAGCCACAAGACCAGAACCAUGAAGACCAAUUUCAGACACUAAAAGCUAUUUUUUCAAAAGUUUUGACAGCAAGCUGUCAGUCUCUGGACUUUUUUUUUUUUUUUUUU
Molecule: messenger RNA, 3850 nt
Organism: Scleropages formosus (Asian bonytongue)
Lineage: Eukaryota; Metazoa; Chordata; Actinopteri; Osteoglossiformes; Osteoglossidae
Product: serine/threonine-protein kinase ULK2-like
Exons: 24
Coding region: 994-3648 (884 amino acids)
Biological process (GO): autophagy of mitochondrion; positive regulation of autophagy; protein autophosphorylation
Cellular component (GO): cytoplasm; cytosol; phagophore assembly site membrane
Molecular function (GO): protein serine/threonine kinase activity; ATP binding
Source: RefSeq, a predicted model, not a curated record